UAUUGAUUGAAUGCGGUCUAGGUGUUUACGCGGUUCCAAGUAAAACCCGUGGAAAAGCGUAUCGAUUGCCGUGUGGCCCGGUUCGAGUGCUCGCGAACGAUCCACUUGGUGUACCAGUUGCACCACGCGGUGAUAGAAUGAGCGGCAGCGACGGCGAGGACGGUCAAUGCAAUAGGACGAGAGAAAGCAACGUAGUAGCCAUGGGUGACGUUCUCGCCAAGAAACACACAGACGAUGCACCUCUCGAUGCCUGCACCGAUGCAGACGACGGUUCCGCGCGACUAGACGCGGAUCUGAUCGCUGAUUACGAGAGCGACGCUGUCAGGUCGCCUGUCGUCGCGGACUUUGUUCCUGACGCGAAUAUAGCACUAGAUGAGAAUGCAGUCAAUGCUUUCAUCAAAGGUGCAGGGGAUCCUGGAUACGUACAAAGGGAUAUGUAUAAAGCAAAGCGAGAUUUCUGCAUAGAAGAGCUGCAAAAGUUUGUAAAAUUCCAGAGUUUGUGGAUGAAAUUGUUACAGUACAUGCGUGAACUUAUUAAUAAACGUACUCCAGGAAGCUUAUCGUUGCAACAGAAUGCACUUUCUAUGGAUAAUAUGCAUGAGAUUGUUCUACAACUGCGCAAUUUGGAUUCUGAGCAGUUAUUUAUGAGGCUAGUGAGUCAAGCGCGACAAUUUGUUGUAAAAGUAAAAGUUCGAUUGUUAGCUCUUCUACAUGAUCAUAGUGAAAAUAAUUUAGCAGAAAUUUUUCUUACAGGUCUCUUAGAUGAUUAUGAUGCACUGAUAUCAACGGCAUCACAAAUUUCUGAAUUACUGAAACCUUUGAAGGGUUACUUGUGCAAGUUUACAUGGGACUGUUUCUUUAAAAAGUUAUAUCAGAUCUAUGUAUACGACGACCCGUUGGUACACAAUAAUUUGUCUACCUUUAUCAUACAGUUAAGGAAACUUUUGCCUUUGAAAGGUACGAAAUAUCAAGGUCUCGUUCAUCGAUAUUUAGCAUUUGAUGACAAGAUGACGAAAAUUAGGGAUCUGUGGCCAGAUACUGAACCAUGGAUGGACAAAUUUAAUGCAGUACAAGCAGUUCAUAUGACCAGGCUCAGGAAAAUUCGGAAGCCUUGCGAAUCAUUUCCGGUGCCUAGAAAAUUUAUAGAGCAUCGUAUGUCAAACAAGCCGCUUGAUAGUGAAAACAACUUACAAGAACUUAUUGAACAUCUGUCAACGCUUGUGGCACAAGGAACAUUUAGUAUCCCUGGAAUAGACAGCAGACCAUUAAGUCCGACUGAUUCGCUGAAUAUGCCUUCGUUUGACGAGAUGGUUCAAAUCGUAUUAGAUGAUUUGAACAGUGACCAACUUUUUAAAGUAGCCGAAACAGCAGAUGCGUUGAUAACGGCUACUUACACCAAUGGAACUCAUACUGAAGAUGGGUGCUUAGAAAAUAAUACAGAAGAGGGGAAGUGUUGCGAAUUUCACACGUGUACAGGAUUUCCAGUGUCGCCGAUCGUAAAUAAAAGCGACACAGAAAGUAUAGGAAAGUGUAGGACACAACACAUUAAUGGUUUUUUAGAAGACACAGCGAAUUGUUCCGCGACGCAGGUGACGAAAAAAAUAGAUCACGUGGAAUCGCAAGAGGCAAACGUGGAUGAAAUCGAAGCGGGGGAUGUUCGGGAGGAUACCGAUUUGAGAAUCGAACCACAACCAUGUGCGUGCGUGUAUCAGCAUGUUAGGGAAAUAACUGAGCGGAAGGUAGAAGUUCUAGAAAAUCCUCCGUGUCUGUGUUUAUUGAAUUCGAAACGGAAGUGGGACACCUGCCCUUGCCUGACAAAACCUGUACCUGAAACGGCCGUAUCGAACAAUUAUCCAAAGUCAGUAUCACCUUCUACCGUGAAGACCAAUCCGGAGCCAAGUAAACCUGCAGUAAAAACUGGUUCUACACAGUCCGCACAAACACAGACAAGGCAUUCUACCACACAGACGCCGAACACCGCUCACAAUCAUGCAAUACACCAGGGUACCACUCAACCUCCGCAUACGCACGGACCCCUUCCAGACUUGGUUAAAAAUACGGCCCCCUCUCACAGAUCUCACACACACAGCAGUCAUUCGUCGCAUGCGUGUCACAAACAAGCUAACGUCGAGCACAUCAAAAGAGUGUCGUGUAACGAUUUAAGUUCCGGGGAUGGUGAUUGUUCCGAUUCCGGAAGUAGUCAAGAGGACUCCUGUUCGACUAGUAGUUCAGCACAAAGAGACUCGAGUAGGCAUUGUGACUGUUGUUACUGUGAAGUAUUUGGACAUGGAGUUCCUUCUGUAGCACCGGUUAGUAGGAAUUAUAAUGAGAUGAGGGAAAGAUUAAGACAAUUACUAACCAAGAAGAAAGCUGAGAAGUGUAAAGCUACUUGUAGUCCUUCGAAAAGCUCUUCAGAGUCGUUGUCGUCUAGUACGAAUCUGGAACUGAAGACAGUGUCUAAUACGGCGCCUAGAUCAAAUACUCCAGUUUCGAUAGCCUCUACUGUCCAACCGGACCAAAGAGACCAGAGGAAUUUAGAGGAGUUGCUGGAGUUCAUUGAAGGAAAUCAGAAUGGAAAAAAAGACAACAAUAAGAAGGCGGAGAAGAAGGCCAGACAAAAACAGCGGAAGGUGGAGGAAAAAUUGAAAAGAGACAGGCAAGAGGCAGAACGACAGAAAUUGAUAGAAUUGCAAAAAAAGACGCCGGAAGUGACGAUUACAGUCGUAGAUCCGCAGAAACCCGUUCCUCAGAGAUUAUUACCUCAGUGUAAUCUACCCGAAGUAUCUAUUUUACCUACGUCACCGCCAGUAGCAUUGCCGACUGUAAAGCAAUUAAGUAAUAAAAAGAAAGACAAGCCAGAAGUUUGUAGCAAUAGUAGUAACACUAGUAGCAGUAGCUGUAGCAGCAGUAGUAGUAGUACCAUUAGUAUAAAUAGCAAAACAAAGGCUGCAUCUGUGAAUACGAAUCUAAAGAACAAAAGUAUUAACGCAAAUAAAAUGGAGAAGACGGUGGUCACUGGCCAGACGCAUAAGAUAAUUAGCAAACCCGACAAAGCCGAAGUAAUUAAUAAAAAUAACAAGGUACUGACGAGUGUCAAUGGCACGAACGUAAAAAGUAGUACAAACGGUACAGAGAAAUCGACGGUCGUGGACUUGAACGAAAAAAAGUUAACGAAGAAAGAGAGGAAGAAGCAGAAGAAAGAGAUGAAGAAACUGGAAGAGGCGAAGGCGAAGGAAGCGAAGAAACCGGUUCCAGCGGAGAGCCAGCCGCAGAUGGUUACUAUUAAAAGGGUCAUGGAGUCGAACAGUGCAGAGCCAACAGUCACAAUCACGUUAAAGGGCCAAACACCGGCCGAGGAUAAGGUAUUGUUUACAUUGGUAAAUGGACAGACCAAGGAAGUUUCUCUUCCCAAGUUGGAAAACGAACAGAAUCAGAAUAUCAGUGGGAAGAAGAAGAAAACCAAAGCAAAUAAUAACAGUAAUAAUAGCAAUAACUCGUUACAACAAGCGAAUAAGGCUCAGCAAAUUAAUAAUUCGAAACAACAGACGCAACAUAAAAUUUCCGACAAUAAGAACGUAAAGCAACAAGGGAACAACAACGAAAAGACUAAGGGAAACAAGAAGCAGAAUAAAAUGAAUACACCACCUCAGACACCUGUCUCCCAAAAGCAAUCGCAGAAUCUAACCAGUGAGAACAACAAGAAGUCAAAGGGUCAGGAACAGGAUAAAAAUAGUCAGUUAAACAAGAACAAUAAAAAUUCGAGUAUUAACGCAGCGACUAAACAAACAAAAAAUGAUAAUCAGAAGUUACAAUGUAAGACACCGCCCCAGCCAACAAUCAAACAGCGAUUAGAGGUUCAACCAGUAUCCACGGAGCGUAUUAAUUCACCCUUUAGCAAUCAGUUCAAGGAUAUUAGUGUAAAUUCGAAGAUCAACAUAGAGAAUUUAAAACUACCGCCCGGUAUUACAAUAACAAAGGUUGACGCGCCCGCGAAGCCAUUGCCGAUAAGAUCAGCUCCGUUACCGAAGCCAGUGACUCCUCCCAAGCAAACCACAAUAAUCGCUGCUCCAAUGAGUAGCGUUCAAUCAAGUUACACGAGUCCCCAGGCAGGUGGCAAUGUGAUUGUCGUGGAUACUGGGAAAUUGAAGCAAGAUCUUCUUCCGAAAGCUGUAGAAAAAGAUGUGCCUAAAGAAACGCAACAGACUCCAAGCACCACAGGGAAGAAGAAGAAGAAGAACAAAAGUGCAGCCGCGAGCUUCGCCAACACAAGCAAUCAGACAACAACAGUGCAAAACAGUGAUCCCUUUCUAAACGAUCACACGGACGAACCGGCUAGAAUACUCCACAAUCCGAACACAAACAUGGUGACCAUAAGGAAUCCUGCGUUCGGUCCGAUGAAAGUGCCGCCGACACAACAAGCGGCUAUUAUAAAAGUAUCCGAGAACGGAAUGGUGACGAUUAGAAGUCCUGCGCUUCAACAAGCGAUCAACGCGGGCCUAACAUCGCCACCGAAGCCCGAUUACAUAGUGAAGGGUGAUCUGUCCGCCAGAACGUCGACGGAAAGCACGAAUUUGAAGCACACCAACGGUAUCAUUCCGUCGAGUCUCGCGGAACUCAGGAGCAGACUGACGCCGGACUGCACGACCCUUAGCGAUCUGGCGAACAUUCAGAUCAGUAAGGUGACGAAUGGUCAGCCGAUACCGGAGAAUGGGAUCAACCUGAAGGGGACCAGCGUGACCCUGACGAAGGUGAGAACAGAGACGAGCAUGAAGGAUGUACAGAGCGCGAAAACAGCGGUCCGUGAAGCGAUAAACGCUUCGAUAGCGGCCUCGAGUACCGGGAAGAGCAAGAAAAAGAAAAAACGCGGAACCGGCACGAGACAGUGCGGCGAUGACUGGAACCUCGUUGAGAGCGUAUUCACGCCCAAAGAUAUAGACCUCGAGGACGGGGAGAUGGACGACGCUGAACGGGAACUGGAGGCCUUCAAGAGGUUUUGCCUGCAAUCGGUGCCGCCACCCCGCAAGGAGAAGGUCAACCUGAAUAUCAAGGACAUCGUGCUGAAAAAGAAAUCAUCAUCGUCGUCGUCGCCCUCGUCAUCGGCGGCUGCCGCGAUCAUCGCCGCGAAUUGACUUCAAACGCACGACCCUUGACAUUAGGAGGAUACGCACGAUUUCUUCAAUCGCGUGUUGGCUUGAUGCGGAAUUAAUAGGAGUUUCUGUGUUUUGUAAAGGGACGGCGAGCCAGGCUGAGAGCUUACACACAGGCCCAGACACGUUUCUCACACGAUCGGAC
This is a messenger RNA of Dufourea novaeangliae, 5292 nucleotides long. RefSeq lists its product as uncharacterized. The record is from RefSeq and is a predicted model, not a curated record. The coding region runs from base 138 to 5129 and encodes 1663 amino acids. The transcript has 19 exons. Lineage: Eukaryota; Metazoa; Arthropoda; Insecta; Hymenoptera; Halictidae.